Messenger RNA from Parnassius apollo (apollo), 396 nucleotides. NCBI's taxonomy places the organism in Eukaryota, Metazoa, Arthropoda, Insecta, Lepidoptera, Papilionidae. The record is from the annotation of a GenBank genome assembly.
AUGAAUUUCCGAGCAAUAUUUUUAUUCGUUUUCACGCUUGUGGCAGUCGCAGUUGCAUUUCCAUCACAAGAAAACAGAUUAAGACGUGACGCUGCGGACUCCGUGAAAAGUGCUGCGAGUGAUGCGAAGGAGGCCGUAAGCGACGCGGGCGCUGCUGUUGCCGACGCGGUUACACCGACAGAGAAGAGUACUACAGAUAAAGUUGUAGACAGUGUGAAAAAUAUGCUUGUGGCAGUCGCAGUUGCAUUUCCAUCACAAGAAAACAGAUUAAGACGUGACGCUGCGGACUCCGUGAAAAGUGCUGCGAGUGAUGCGAAGGAGGCCGUAAGCGAUGCGGGCGCCGCAGCUGCCGAUGCGGUUAAAUCAAAAGAGAAGAGUAAACUUGAAACAAUAUAA